Haliotis rufescens (red abalone) is the source of this 1218-nucleotide messenger RNA. Its product is annotated as prefoldin subunit 3-like. Gene Ontology annotation, biological process: microtubule-based process; tubulin complex assembly; protein folding. Gene Ontology annotation, cellular component: cytoplasm; prefoldin complex. Gene Ontology annotation, molecular function: tubulin binding. Bases 41 to 610 code for a protein of 189 amino acids. The record is from RefSeq and is a predicted model, not a curated record. The transcript has 6 exons. NCBI's taxonomy places the organism in Eukaryota, Metazoa, Mollusca, Gastropoda, Lepetellida, Haliotidae.
ACAGGGAACAAUUAGAAAGUACACCGGCACAGGAAGAAACAUGGCGACAGAUACAUCAAACGAAGAGGCACCUCAAUCAGGCAUUCCACAGACUGAAUUUGUGGAAGAUGUGGAGGCGUACAUGAAGAGAGCCGACAACAAUGAGUCUGCGGAAGUGGUGCUGAAACGACUGGAUGAGAUGCACAGUAAAUACAAGUUCAUGGAAUAUAACCUCAACACAAAGAAAACUAGAUUAAAGUCCCAGAUUCCAGAUAUAACAACAACUCUUAGCAUCGUUAAACACUUGCAAUUAAAGAAGGAAUCCCCGAAGGCAUUAGAAGCCAGCUUUCUUCUAUCAGAUCAAGUGUACGCCAAAGCGAAAAUACCACCGACAGAUAAAGUGUGUUUGUGGCUUGGGGCAAAUGUUAUGUUAGAAUAUAACCUUGAUGAUGCUGAAGCUUUGUUAGAGAAGAAUUUAAAUGCUGCCAAGAAAUCUUUGUCACAAGUAGAAGAGGACCUGGGUUUUCUAAGAGAUCAAACUACGACGUUAGAAGUCAAUAUGGCUCGCGUGUACAACUGGGAUGUGAAGCGGAGACAAGGAACCAAGACGUCCCCAGCAAUCAAGUCUUAGCUGUGCUGUCCCCUCAUCAGCCGAUAUUCAUGUGGAAUAUUUCUGAUCCAUUUUGUCAUCUGAUGUACAUGCCUGUAUAUUACAUUGUGAAUGUUUCAGUUUCUGACGGCUGUGUUCAGCGAGGACUGAGAAGCUUAAUUGUACAGAUUUCUUUACUGCCUGCAGAUGAUGCAGAACUGUGUUAGACUCUCUCCGUCUCCGUAAUUGGUUACCGUAGUUACACGAGUAACUGAUGUCAUACAGUGACACGGCUAGAAAAUCAGUGAUAUGAAAGUGAUGUUAUUAUCUCCCUUUGAAAGUGUGUCUGAUGGUUGGACAGAGGCUAUCUCUGUCAUAACAUUUCAAGAUGUAAUUUCAAAUUCCAUAUUUCACAUUUCUGUCCAUGCAGUCUACAUCUGGAUGUGUUGUUUUGUGUGUGCUAUCAAAAGUAUCUGAUUUAGAAAAAUAACAUUAUUUUGGUGAAGAGAGUUAUGGCAAUCUUUCACUUCGUCGAUGUUCUCGAUGCAUAUCUCAGCUUACUAAAGUCUCAUAUAUUAGGACUGUUUCCUACAGACUGGUACAUGUAUGCCCUAAACUUCUCACAGAAAAUAAAUUCAAGCUAAAACAUA